GUGCAGACUGUGUAGUCGUACAGAAAAGAAGACAGUUUCAAUGGGAGCUGGGAUGUGUAACUUUGUGACGUUUGUUUUUGUAAGCACAUCUCUUCUCGUGAGAGUGUUCAGCAGCAGCAGCAACACUCCAACUCAAACAACAAAGCAAGAAGAAUUUCGAAUACAUUGCGUUACUGGCCCACGUGGUCCUCCAGGAAGAGAUGGAGUCAAUGGACGAGAUGGAAUUCAAGGAAUUCCAGGAAUUCCAGGGUUACCAGGAAUAGUAGGACCUAAAGGUUCACGUGGAGAGACUGGAAUAGAGAAGCCUGGCCCUCCAGGAGGUCCUGGAGCUUCCGGAAAGAAAGGUCCUAAAGGAGAAAAAGGGGUUAGAGGAGAAAACGGAGAAAAGGGGCUAAAAGGAGAAGAGGGAAAACCUGCCGUGGCUGCUGUAAGCUUUACUGGUAUUACCUACGUGCAAUGGGGAAGAAAACGUUGCUCGUCAGCUGACGUUGAAACUCUUUACUCCGGUGUGGCUGCUGGGUCGCAUUACACUCACGGCGGAGGAGGAGCCAACACUCAGUGUCUUCCCCUUGAUCCUGUUUGGGAAAAUUUCAAAGAUGGCCACGGGUCGGGGAAUCAGAUUCACGGAUCGGAGUAUGAAGGUGUUCAGCCAUUUAUCAACAAAGUACUGCACGAUUACCAGGUUCCUUGUGCUCUAUGUUACGCGGCCACUAAGAACAAUCAGUUCAUGCUACCAGCAAAGAAUAUCUGCCCAAGUGGAUGGACCAGAGAAUAUUACGGAUAUCUCACAUCAGAACAUUAUGUUCAUUCAGGAAGAAACAUUUACUUGUGUCUCGACCACAACGCAGAACCAACGGGUACGAACACCAACCAUAAUGGCAAUCUUUUCUAUGUUGUUGAGGCUUCGUGUGGAUCUCUUCCUUGUCCUCCGUAUGUAGACGGUCGCGAACUGACAUGUGCAGUCUGUACGAAGUAGAAUUUUUUACUUAUUGACUUGUGUUGAAGUAAGAAACUACUAGUAGUGUUAGCUUCUGUCUGCGCUGUUUCAAAACAUAAAAUUUUUCUCUUCUACUGUUUACAGUUACAGCAUUGCGUAUAUCAUUACCAUUUCAGUCACUUUAUGUCAUAACUGUUGAGUCGCAAAAUCACUUUUGAA
Molecule: messenger RNA, 1156 nt
Organism: Corticium candelabrum
Lineage: Eukaryota; Metazoa; Porifera; Homoscleromorpha; Homosclerophorida; Plakinidae
Product: short-chain collagen C4-like
Exons: 7
Coding region: 41-976 (311 amino acids)
Source: RefSeq, a predicted model, not a curated record